GUAAGUUUUUCUAAUCCUAUUUUGAUUUAUUAUAAAAAGAAAGUGGAAAAAGCAAAACAAAAAGAAAAGAAAGAGAGAGAAAAGCAACAAAAAAAUCUCCUUUUUAUUUGUUUAUAAUGUGUCAUCCCUGUGUGCUGCACAUAGACACGGACAUUUUGUACAUUUACAUCAACCCUUACAUAUUACACAAUAUUCCCUUAAAAAAAAAAGCCUGUGAAUUAUAUCGGCGACAUUACCUCUUUUAUGCUUUCUCUCUCUCUCUUUCUUUAUUCUUUUGCCUUUAAUGAUACUUUCUAUUUGUAAAGGAAAAAAAAAAUUUCCUUAUUUUAUAAUAAUUAGACCCUUGUCAACUUUGUACUAAAAAUUUUUUAAAGAACAAAAAAAUGCAGUCGAUGCCAUAUUAUCAACAGCAAGGAUACCAAACUCCUUACCAAAAUACUGUAUUAAACAAUGCGCCCAUUCUUACUCACCCUAAUGGAUUGUCACCUAUGCAACAUGCUGGUAUUCCCGAUCAAAUGACUGCUCCUCCUGCAGCACAUCCACCAAAGAGAAAACAAGUGAAGAAUGCUUGUACCAAUUGUCAAAAAGCUUGUAAAAAGUGUGAUGAUGCUAGACCUUGUCCAAGAUGUAUCAAAUAUGGUAUUGCUGAUACAUGUGUCAAUUCAGUUAGAAAGGAACGUAAAAAGGGUAUUAAGCGUGGUCCUUAUAAGAGAAGACAAAAGACAGAGGAAAAGUCUAGAAAGACAGAUGGUUCAGACCCUAAUGCUCAAGCAACUCAAUAUGCACCUACUGCCAUACGUGGAGCUGCUUUCCCCUUGGCUUAUCCCAGCAACCUUAACCAAUAUGGUCAACCUUAUGAUCCAUACAGCCAAUACGCUGCAUACCAUAAAGAACAGAUGAUGUCUCAACCCUAUGUCGUCAAUCCGGUAUAUCCUCCUAUCGGCUACCCUGUCUUGGUCGCUACAAACAGCGAUCAACAGCAACAGCAUCAACAACAACAGUCUUCUCAACAGCCAAAUGCAAGCCCAUCUAAUCAGCAACAAACCCAGCAGCAACAACAGCCUUCUCAACAGCAACAGCAACAUCCUUAUCCUUACAUGCUUCAUCAGCAACCAUCUCCUCAAGUUGCUCGUCCUCCUUUGAUGCAACAUAAUGAACAUUAUCCAAGUCAAAUGUAUUAUCAACAACAACCACAGCAGCAACAACACCAAGCACAACAACAACAACAACAACAACAAGCACAGCAACAACAACAACAUCAGCAGCAACAACAGCAACAGCCAGCACAAACACAUUCUCAACCUGCUUCACAAAGAAACAGUCCUCAUUUGCCUGAUAUCAAGGCUGAUCCAUCACAGAACCAGGAUAGUUUUGGUAAACAAUCGAUGACAACACCAAUGCCAUCGACAUCUACAUCAACUGCUACCACAUCAUCCCCUGAUUCUGCUUCUUGGGUUCCCCCUCGCUCUUAGUAUAAUAACAACGAUUAUAGAUGGUCUCCUUUUUCUUUCUUUUUUUUUUUGUUUUUCUUUCUUAUAUACAUUGACAUAAAAAAAACCUUCAUAAUACAAAC
Molecule: messenger RNA, 1573 nt
Organism: Rhizopus microsporus ATCC 52813
Lineage: Eukaryota; Fungi; Mucoromycota; Mucoromycetes; Mucorales; Rhizopodaceae
Exons: 4
Coding region: 384-1472 (362 amino acids)
Biological process (GO): cellular response to starvation; regulation of DNA-templated transcription
Cellular component (GO): nucleus
Molecular function (GO): RNA polymerase II transcription regulatory region sequence-specific DNA binding; zinc ion binding; DNA-binding transcription factor activity, RNA polymerase II-specific
Source: RefSeq, a predicted model, not a curated record